GUUUGCCCGAGAGUCGGUUCUUGGAUGCUGCAGGCUGUGCUCCUGCAGCGUGGGAGCCGCGGCGGCGAUGGGAAUCGUCCAAGUGUGGCUCGCGGUGGCCCUGGCGCUGGCGGCAGUAGCUGUGUUGCCUCCUCCUUCCCAAGGUGCUUGUAUCUAUCAGGGGUCCUUGUUGGCGGACGCCACCGUUUGGAAGCCCGAUUCAUGCCAGAACUGCCGUUGCCAUGGUGACAUUGUUAUCUGCAAACCCGCCAUUUGCAGAAACCCUCGGUGUGCUUUUGAGAAGGGAGAAGUGCUUCGGAUUCCCGCCAACCAGUGCUGCCCGGAGUGUGAGCUGAGAUCUCCUGGAUCUUGCCAUCAUGAAGACAAAGUCCAUGAGCAUGGAACACAGUGGGCCUCUUCCCCGUGUAGUGUGUGCUCUUGCACCCACGGGGAAGUAAGGUGCACCCCCCAGCCUUGCCCACCGCUGUCCUGUAGACACCGCAAGCUGGAACUCACCCCUGACGGCAGCUGCUGCCCAGUGUGUGUGGGCCCUGGAAAACCCUGUUCCUAUGAAGGCCGUGUAUUUCAAGAUGGGGAGGACUGGCAUUUGAGCCGGUGUGCCAAGUGUGUGUGUAGAAAUGGGAUCGCCCAGUGUUUCACAGCUCAGUGUCAGCCUCUGUUUUGUAACCAGGGUGAAACUGUCGUCCGAGCCCCUGGAGAAUGCUGCCCACAGUGCUCUGCACGAUCCUGCCCCGUGGCCGGCCGAGUGUAUAAGCAUGGCGAGCAGUGGAGUGAGAAUGCCUGCACCACGUGUGUAUGUGACCAGGGCGAGGUCCGGUGUCAUAAACAGGCCUGCCCCCCGCUGAGAUGUGACAAGGGUCAGAGCAGGGCUCGCCGUCAUGGCCAAUGCUGUGAGGAGUGUGUGUCUGCUGCUGGAAGCUGCUCGUACAAUGGGAUCGUACGGUACCAGGAUGAAAUGUGGAAGGGCUCCACCUGUGAGUUUUGCAUGUGUGACCGAGGCCAAGUAACCUGCCGGGAUGGAGAGUGUGCCAAAGUGGAGUGUGCCCAGGGUGAAGAAUUAAUUCACUUGGAAGGAAAAUGCUGUCCUGAAUGCAUUUCAAGGAAGGGUUAUUGUGUUUAUGAAGAAAAGGCAGAAUUCAUAUCUUCCAGUAUGAGUGAAGUUAAACAUAUUCCAGAGGGCGAGAAGUGGGAAGAUGGUCCCUGUAGGGUGUGUGAAUGCCGGGCGGCUCAGGUGACUUGCUACGAGCCCUCUUGCCCGCCAUGUCCAGUGGCCAUGCUAUCCCUGGCGGUGAAGGGACAGUGCUGUCCAGACUGCGCAGCAGUUCAUUGCCACCCAGACUGUUUGACCUGCUCUCACUCUCCGGACCACUGUGACCUCUGCCAAGAUCCCACCAAGUUGCUGCAGAAUGGACGCUGUGUGCACAGCUGUGGACUGGGCUUCUACCAAGCUGGCAGUCUCUGUUUAGCCUGCCAGCCUCAGUGCUCCACGUGUACCAGUGGACUGGAGUGCUCCUCCUGCCAGCCGCCGCUGCUGAUGCGGCGUGGACAGUGUGUGGCCGCCUGUGGGGACGGCUUCUACCAAGACCGCCACUCCUGUGCAGUCUGCCACGAGUCCUGCGCAGGCUGCUGGGGGCCGACGGAGAAGCACUGCCUGGGCUGCCGGGAUCCCCUGCACGUGCUAAGGGAGGGCACCUGUGAGAGCAGCUGCGGCGAAGGCUUCUACCACAAGCAGGGCACCUGUCACGCUUGUGAGCAGUCCUGUAAGAGCUGUGGCCCCAGUAGUCCCAGAUGCCUCACCUGUGCUGAGAAGACUGUGUUGCAUGAUGGGAAAUGCGUUUCGGAAUGCCCUGGCGGGUACUUUGCUGAUGUGAGCGGCAAGUGCAAAGUUUGUCAUAAGUCGUGUGCCAGCUGCUCGGGGCCCACAGCCUCUCACUGCACAGCUUGCAUGCACCCCCAGGCUCUGCAUCAAGGCCACUGUCUUUCCAGCUGUGCAGAAGGCUUCUACGCUGACCACGCAAUCUGCAAAGCCUGUCAUCCCUCCUGCCUGGCUUGUGUGGGUCCUGAGCUCUCUCAGUGCACCAGGUGUGUGAAGCCAGAGCAGGGCCUGCAAGUCCAGCAGCUUUCUGGGGCCCAGGUCCUGUCUGGGGAAUGUCUGUCCCUGUGCAGAACCCACUUCUACUUGGAGAGCACUGGACUGUGUGAAGCCUGCCACCAAUCCUGCUUCAGUUGCGCAGGAAAGAGCCCACAGAACUGCACAGUCUGCAGGCCGUCCCAGGUGCUGUUGGAUGGGCAGUGCCUCUCUCAGUGCCCAGACGGCUACUUCAACCAGGAAGGUACUUGCACAGAAUGCCACCCAACCUGCAGGCAGUGCCGUGGGCCUUCGGAGUCCGACUGCCUCUCCUGUCACCCUCACAUCACGCUCACAAGUGGGAUCUGCAGAGCCAGCUGCAAGGAAGAGCAGUUCCUCAACCUCGUGGGAUACUGUGCUGACUGCCACCCUCUGUGCCAGCACUGUGUCGCGGAUCUCCACAGCCCCGGGAGCAUCUGCCUGGCCUGCCAGAACGCCCGCCACCUGCUACUCGGGGACCACUGCGUCCCUCAGUGCCCUUCAGGAUACUAUGCAGAGAAAGGAGCUUGUACAAGAUGCCACUCCUCCUGCAGAACCUGCCAGGGCGGAGGGCCUUUCUCCUGCUCCUCGUGUGACAACAACCUCGUCCUGUCCCACAUUGGCACCUGCAGCGCCACCUGCUUCCCUGGACAUUAUCUCGAUGACAACCGUGCUUGCCAGCCAUGUGACGUGCAUUGUCGGAGCUGUGACUCACAGGCCAGCUGUACCUCCUGUCGAGACCCCAGCAAGGUGCUACUCUUUGGGGAAUGCCAGUAUGAGAGCUGUGCCCCUCAGUACUACCUGGACAUCACCACCAAGACAUGCAAAGAGUGUGACUGGAGUUGCAAUGCGUGCGCUGGGCCUCUGAGGACAGACUGCCUGCAGUGCAUGGACGGCUACGUUCUCCAGGACGGGGCCUGCAUGGAGCAAUGCUUGCCAUCGUUUUACCAGGAUGGGGGCUUCUGCAAGAGCUGUGACAGCCACUGUCUCCAGUGCCAAGGUCCUCAUGAGUGCACCCGCUGUGAAGGGCCGUUUCUCCUUCUGGAAGCCCAUUGUGUCCAGGACUGUGGGAAGGGCUAUUUUGCAGAUCACACAAAACACCAGUGUACAGCCUGCCCUCGGGCGUGCUUGCAGUGCAGCCGUGGGGACCGAUGUCAUGUCUGUGACCAUGGGUUCUCUCUGCGGAGUGGCCUCUGUGUUUCCAGCUGCGUUCCUGACUUCUCUGCCCACUCCUCUAAUGAAACAUGUGCUGGCAAGGUGCACACCCCCAGUCUUCACGUGAAUGGUUCCCUGGCCCUGGCCAUUGGCUCAAUGAAGGCGCUGGACUUUUCCCUCCUGAAUGUGCAGCACCAGGAGGGCAGGGUGCAGGACCUCCUGUUCCACGUAGUGAGCACUCCCACCAAUGGGCAGCUGGUGCUCGCAAGAAAUGGAAAAGAGGCCCAGCUGGACAAGGCUGGCCAUUUUAGCUGGCAAGAUGUGAACGAGAAGAAAGUGCGCUUUCUGCACAGCAAGGACAAACUCAGGAAAGGUUACUUUUCACUGAAAAUUAGUGACCAGCAGUUCUUCUCUGAGCCACAACUGAUCAACAUACAAGCAUUUUCAACCCAGGCCCCCUACGUGCUGAGAAACGAGGUUCUCCACGUUAGCAGAGGACAGCGGGCAACCAUCACCACCCGGCUACUUGACAUCCGAGAUGAUGACAACCCGCAGGAUGUGGUAGUCGAAGUGUUGGAUCCUCCACUUCAUGGCCAGUUGCUCCAAACCCGUCAAUCCCCUGCCAGCCCUCUCUAUCAAUUCCGGCUGGAUGAACUCUCCAGAGGUCUUCUCCACUACGCCCAUGAUGGCUCAGAGAGCACCUCUGAUGCUGCAGUCCUGCAAGUCAGCGACGGACACUCCUUCCAAAACAUCCUGUUCCGCGUGAAGACUGUGCCCAAGGAUGACGGAGGUCUGCGGCUCGUGGCCAACGCCAUGGUGUGGGUGUCGGAAGGGGGGAUGCUGCAGAUUACCAGCAGAAUUCUGCAGGCCGAAGCUGCGGGGGCCAGCGCUGAAGAAAUCAUCUACAGGAUUGCAGAGGAUGACCCUCACUUUGGGGAUGUGGUCCUCCUGGUGAACAUGCCUGCAGACAGCCCAGCUGAGACAGGGCAGCACCUACCCGAUGGGAGGACAGCUACCCCCACCAGCACCUUCACCCAGCAAGACAUCAACGAAGGCAUAGUAUGGUACAGGCAUUCUGGAGCCCCAGGCCAGAGCGACUCCUUCCGCUUCCAGGUGUCCAGGGCUACAGACGCGCAGGCCCACUUGGAGAGCCGCACGUUCAACAUCGCGAUCUUGCCGCAGACGCCGGAAGCACCCCGCCUCUCUGUGGGGAGGUCUCUCCAUAUGACAGCACGGGAAGAUGGCCUGACCGUCAUCCAGCCUCAUUCCCUCUCCUUUGUUAACUCCGAAAAGCCAAGUGGGAAGAUUGUAUAUAACAUUACCCUCCCUCUGCCCCCAAAUCAAGGACUCAUCGUGCACCGGGACCAGCCUCAGGUUCCCAUCCGGUAUUUCACGCAGGAAGAUAUUAACCUGGGCAAAAUCCUGUACCGUCCUCCCGCUGCAGCCCCGCACCUGCAGGAGAUCAUGGCCUUCUCCUUCGCUGGUCUGCCAGAGUCAGUAAAGUUUCAUUUCACAGUUUCAGAUGGAGAGCACACAGGUCCAGAGCUGGUCCUCACCAUUCACUUACUUCGCACUGAUGGGCAGCCUCCCGUCUUCCAGGUCACGGCUCCCCUGCUUCGUGUCAGCCCAGGAGGCAGCACUUCGCUAGGGCUUCGGUCGGUGGUGGAAGCUGCUGAGACCACAGCUGAAGACCUCUUCUUCGAGCUCCGGAGGCCUCCCGCGCAUGGGGUGCUCCUUAAGCACACAGCUGAGUUCCAGGGGCCCAUGGCCACAGGCGACACUUUCACUCAGGAGGAAAUGGAGAAAAAUGCUGUGCAGUAUGUGCAUGACGGCUCCUCCGCCCAGGAAGACAGCAUGGAGAUCUCAGUCACAGAUGGCCUCGCAGCCAUGACGUUGGAAGUGAGAGUGGAGGUGUCACCGUCCGAGGCCCGAAGACCUCAGCUGGCCGCAGCUUCCUCUCUGAGCAUUACCGUUGCUAGUCAACGAACAGCCGUGAUCACCAGGGCGCACCUUGCAUACGUGGAUGAUUCUUCACCUGAUUCUGAGAUCUGGAUUCAGUUACGUUCUCUGCCCACGUAUGGCUCUCUCUUAAAAACCUCAGGACCUGAGGUGGAAGAACUCUCAGAGACUUCCAAUUUCACAAUGGAAGACAUCAACAAUAAGAACAUCAGGUACUCGGCUGUGUUUGAGACAGAUGGCCGUCUGGUUACUGACAGCUUCCAGUUUUCCGUGUCUGAUGCAGACCACAACCAUCUGGACAAUCAGAUGUUCACCAUCCUGAUCACCCCUGCUGAGAAUCCACCCCCAGUCAUUGCUUUUGCUGACCUCAUCACGGUUGAGGAGGGAGGGAGAGCCCCCCUCUCAUUUCACCAUUUCUUUGCCACUGAUGAUCAGGACAACCUCCAAGGAGAUGCUGUCAUUAAACUAAGUGCCUUGCCCAAAUACGGCUGCAUUGAGAACACAGGCACAGGUGAUCGUUUUGGCCCAGGAACUACCAGUGACCUAGAGGCAUCGUUCCCUAUCCAAGAUGUCUUGGAAAAUUCCAUUUACUAUUUCCAGAGUGUUCACGAAAGCAUUGAGCCAACCCAUGAUAUUUUUAGUUUUUAUGUGAGUGAUGGAACCAGUCGUUCAGAAACUCACAGCAUCAACAUCACCAUUGAGAGAAGGAACGAUGAGCCACCGAGAAUGACCUUGCGGCCACUCAGCGUGCACCUGAGCUCAGGAGUGGUGAUAAGCAAUUCUUCUUUGAGCCUACAAGACCUGGACACUCCAGAUAAUGAGCUGAUCUUUGUAUUGACAAAGCUGCCUGACCACGGUCAUCUUCUGCGGAGACUUAGUGCUUCUGAGCCCCUAGAGAGUGGGAUGGUUUUGGUCCAGGGCUCUUCCUUUACCUACCAGGAUGUCCUGGCUGGGCUGAUUGGAUACCUGCUUAGCAACCCUGGAAUGGCGGUGGAUGAGUUCCAGUUCUCCCUCACUGAUGGCCUGCAUGUGGACAUGGGGAGGAUGGAGAUCCACGUGGAGCUGCCUACCAGUGCUUCCCCCCACUUGGUUAUCAACCGAGGCCUACAGCUCUCAGCAGGGUCUGUAGCACGCAUCACAGAACAGCACUUGAAAGUGACAGAUGCCGACUCAGAUGACCUUCAGGUUAUGUACAUCAUGAAAGAAGAUCCUGGCACAGGGCACCUGCAGAUGGUUAAACAAGACAACCUGCAGCAAAUCUCUGUGAGAGGGCCCCUCCGAAGUUUCACACAGGCAGACAUUAGCCAAGGACUAGUAGAAUACAGUCACGGAGCAGGAGAGCCUGGUGGGAACUUUGCUUUUACAUUUGACGUGGUCGAUGGUGAAGGCAACAGAUUGAUGGACCAGUUAUUUUCCAUCAGUGUUGUAGAUGACAAAUCCCCACCUGUCAUCAUCACCAACAAAGGGCUGGUCUUGGAUGAAAACUCAGUGAAGAAAAUCACUACUCUGCAGCUCUCUGCCACCGACCUGGACAGCGAGCCUGCACAACUGGUCUACAGAAUAAUUAAGCAGCCCCAGCUGGGCCGCCUGGAACAUGCCAUGUCACCAGGUCUCCAGCUUAGUUCCUUUACUCAAGCUGACCUGACGUCCCGAAAUGUCCAGUAUGUCCAUUCCAGCGAGACCGAGAAGCAUUCCGAUGCCUUCACCUUUACGCUGAGCAAUGGCGUCAGUGAGGUGACGCAGACAUUCCACAUCACCCUUCACCCCGUGGAUGACUCGCUGCCGGUCGUGCAGAACUCGGGGAUGCGAGUGCAGGAGGGAGUGAGGAAGACGAUCACAGAGUUUGAGCUCCAGGCGGUAGAUGCGGACACUGAGGCGGAGUCUGUGCUGUUCACCGUUGUGCAGCCCCCACGCCAUGGCAGCAUCGAGCGGACCUCCAGGGGGCAGCACUCCCACCUGGCCUCCACCUUCACCAUGGAAGACAUCUACCAGAAGCGCGUGAGCUACAGCCAUGAUGGAAGCAACUCCCUCCGAGACUGGUUCAGCUUCACUGUUUCUGAUGGCACAAACCCAUUCUUUAUCGUCGAGGAAGGAGGGAGAGAGAUCCGGACGGCGGCACCUCAGCAGUUCCGAGUAGACAUCCUGCCAGUGGAUGAUGGCACCCCUAGAAUUGUCACCAACCUGGGCCUCCAGUGGCUGGAGUAUAUGGAUGGCAAGGCAACCAACUUGAUCACCAAGAAGGAACUGCUGACCAUGGACCCAGACACAGAGGACCCACAGCUUGUCUAUGAGAUAACCAUGGGCCCCAGGCAUGGCUACGUGGAGAACAAGCUGCAGCCUGGCAGAGCUACCACGACGUUUACCCAGGAGGAUGUGAACUUGGGGUUGAUUCGUUACGUGUUGCAGGAAGAGAAGAUCCAUGAGAUGAUGGACAGUUUCCAGUUCCUGGUGAGAGACAGUAAACCCAACGUGGUCAGCGACAAUGUCUUCCAUAUCCAGUGGUCCCUCAUCAGCUUUAAAUAUACCAGCUACAACGUCAGUGAGAAGGCAGGGUCUGUGAGUGUUACCGUGCAGAGGACUGGGAACCUGAACCAGUAUGCCAUCGUCCUGUGUCGUACCGAGCAAGGCACUGCGAAAUCCAGCUCCAGGGUUGGCUCCCAGCCUGGACAGCAGGACUACGUGGAGUAUGCUGGCCAGGUGCAGUUUGACGAACGAGAGGACACCAAGUCCUGCACCAUCGUCAUCAACGAUGACGACGUGUUUGAGAAUGUUGAGAGUUUCACUGUGGAGCUCAGCAUGCCAGCGUACGCCCUCUUAGGGGAGUUCACCCAGGCGAAGGUCAUUAUCGAUGACACUGAGGACGAACCCACAUUAGAGUUUGAUAAGAAGACCUACCGGGUCAACGAGAGUGCUGGUUUUCUGUUUGCACCUAUUGAAAGAAAAGGAGAUUCGAGCAGCAUCGUGUCUGCAGUUUGCUACACGGUGCCUAAAUCGGCUCUGGGAAGCAGCCUCCACGCUUUAGAAUCGGGCUCUGAUUUUAAAUCCAGAGGGAGGACUGCUGAGAGUCGGGUGAUUUUCGGGCCUGGUGUGACCAUGUCCACCUGUGACGUCAUGCUCAUUGACGACAGCGAGUAUGAAGAGGAAGAGGAAUUUGAGAUUGCCCUGGCCGAUGCUUCCGACAACGCCCGCGUCGGAAGGGUGGCGACCGCCAAGGUGCUCAUCAGCGGUCCCAAUGAUGCCUCCACAGUCUCCCUGGGCAACACAGCCUUCACUGUCAGUGAGGAUGCAGGCACAGUAAAGAUUCCGGUUAUCCGCCAUGGAACCGACCUCUCCACUUUCACGUCUGUCUGGUGCGCCACGCGACCCUCGGACCCAGCUUCUGCCACUCCAGGUGUCGACUACGUGCCCAGCUCUAGGAAGGUGGAGUUUGGGCCUGGUGCCACCGAGCAGCAUUGCACCUUGACUAUCUUGGAUGAUACUCAGUAUCCAGUCAUUGAGGGACUGGAGACAUUCGUGGUUUUCCUCAGCUCAGCACAAGGAGCCGAACUGACCAAACCCUUCCAGGCUGUCAUUGCGAUUAAUGACACAUUCCAGGAUGUGCCCAGCAUGCAGUUUGGCAAGGAUCUGCUCCUGGUGAAGGAGAAGGAGGGCGUCCUGCACGUUCCUAUCAUCCGGAGUGGAGACCUGAGCUAUGAGUCGUCCGUGAGGUGCUAUACUCAGAGCCACACGGCUCAGGUCAUGGAGGAUUUUGAGGAGAGAAGAAAUGCAGACUCUUCCCGGAUCACAUUUCUGAAAGGGGAGAAGGUGAAGAACUGUACUGUCUACAUCCAUGAUGACUCCAUGUUUGAGCCAGAGGAGCAGUUCAAGGUCUACCUUGGCCACCCUCUUGGAAACCACUGGAGUGGAGCUAGAGUCGGAAAGAAUAACAUGGCCACCAUCACCAUAUCCAACGAUGAAGAUGCCCCCACCAUAGAGUUUGAAGAAGCUGCAUAUCAAGUCCGGGAACCUGCAGGACCAGAUGCCAUUGCAAUUCUCAACAUCAAGGUGAUCCGCAGAGGGGAUCAGAACAGGACCUCCAAGAUUCGCUGUAGCACACGUGAUGGGUCUGCCCAGUCUGGUGUGGAUUAUUACCCAAAGAGCCGAGUCUUGAAGUUCAAUCCUGGUGUGGAUCAUAUCUUUUUUAAAGUCGAGAUCCUGUCCAACGAAGACCGGGAGUGGCACGAAUCGUUCUCUCUAGUCCUCGGUCCAGAUGACCCGGUGGAAGCAGUACUUGGGGACGUGACCACUGCCACGGUGACAAUUCUAGACCAGGAGGCAGCAGGAAGCCUCAUACUGCCAGCACCACCCAUUGUGGUCACCCUUGCUGACUAUGACCAUGUGGAAGAGGUCUCCAAGGAUGGAGCCAAGAAGUCGCCCUCUCCAGGCUACCCCCUGGUCUGUGUCACCCCCUGUGACCCUCACUUCCCCCGAUACGCUAUCAUGAAGGAGCGCUGCAGCGAGGCAGGCAUCAAUCAGACAUCUGUGCAGUUCAGCUGGGAAGUGGCCACCCCCACGGAUGGCAAUGGGGCCCGGUCGCCCUUUGAGACCGUCACUGACAACACGCCGUUCACCAGUGUCAACCACAUGGUCCUGGAUAGCAUUUACUUCAGCCGGAGGUUCCACGUGCGUUGUGUGGCAAAAGCUGUGGACAAGGUGGGCCACGUGGGGACCCCCCUAAGGAGCAACAUUGUGACCAUCGGAACAGACAGUGCAAUCUGCCACACCCCAGUGGUGGCUGGGACAGCCAGAGGCUUCCAGGCUCAGUCCUUCAUCGCAACUUUGAAAUACCUGGAUGUCAAACACAAGGAGCAUCCAAACAGGAUCCACAUCUCGGUGCAGAUCCCACACCAGGACGGAAUGCUGCCCCUCGUGUCCACCAUGCCACUGCACAACUUGCACUUCCUGUUAUCCGAGUCCAUCUACAGGCACCAGCAUGUCUGCUCCAACUUAGUCACCACCCACGACCUCAGAGGUAUCUCAGAGGCAGGGUUCCUGGACGACGUGGCCUAUGACAGCACCGCCCUGGGUCCUGGCUAUGACCGCCCCUUCCAGUUUGACCCCAGCGUGCGAGAGCUGAAGACCAUCCAGCUCUACAAGCACCUCAACCUGAAGAGCUGCGUGUGGACCUUUGACGCCUACUAUGACAUGACCGAGUUGAUUGACGUCUGUGGGGGCUCUGUGACUGCUGACUUUCAGGUGAGAGACUCGGCUCAGUCCUUCCUGACCGUGCAUGUGCCCCUCUACGUGUCCUACAUCUACGUGACCGCCCCCCGCGGCUGGGCCUCCUUGGAGCACCACACCGAGAUGGAGUUUUCCUUCUUCUAUGACACCGUUCUCUGGAGAACAGGAAUCCAGACGGACAGUGUGCUCUCUGCGAGGCUGCAGAUAAUAAGAAUCUAUAUUCGAGAAGAUGGUCGUCUCGUCAUUGAAUUCAAGACCCAUGCCAAGUUCAGAGGGCAGUUUGUGAUGGAGCACCACACUCUCCCGGAUGUGAAAUCUUUCAUCCUCACUCCCGACCACCUGGGAGGAAUUGAGUUUGACCUGCAGCUGCUGUGGAGUGCGCAGACCUUUGAUUCUCCCUACCAGCUCUGGAGGGCCACAAGCUCCUACAACAGGAAGGACUACUCGGGGGAAUACACCAUCUACCUGAUCCCUUGUACGGUGCAGCCCACACAGCCGUGGGUUGACCCAGGCGAGAAGCCUUUGGCCUGUACUGCACAUGCCCCGGAAAGAUUCCUGAUACCCAUUGCGUUCCAGCAGACCAACCGCCCUGUGCCUGUAGUGUAUUCGCUCAACACUGAAUUUCAGCUCUGCAAUAACGAAAAGGUGUUCCUGAUGGAUCCCAACACAUCUGACAUGUCCCUGGCAGAGAUGGACUACAAAGGAGCCUUCUCUAAAGGUCAGAUCCUCUAUGGCCGAGUACUUUGGAAUCCAGAACAAAACCUUAAUUCUGCUUACAAGCUGCAGCUGGAGAAAGUCUAUCUGUGCACCGGCAGGGAUGGCUACGUGCCUUUCUUUGACCCCACAGGGACUGUCUACAACGAAGGGCCACAGUAUGGAUGCAUUCAGCCCAACAAACACCUGAAACACAGAUUCCUGCUCUUGGACCGCAGUCAGCCAGAGGUCACAGAUAAAUACUUCCACGAUGUACCUUUUGAGGCCCACUUUGCUUCCGAGCUGCCUGACUUCCAUGUGGUCAGCAGCAUGCCAGGUGUGGAUGGCUUCACUCUCAAAGUUGAUGCCCUCUACAAGGUGGAGGCAGGACACCAGUGGUAUCUCCAGGUAAUCUACAUUAUUGGCCCUGACACCAUCGCAGGGCCCCGGGUCCAGCGCUCUCUCACAGCCACCCUGAGACGCCACCGAAGGGACCUGGUGGACCCCAGUGGCCAACUGACCCUUGACGAUUCCCUCAUCUAUGACAAUGAAGGGGACCAAGUCAAGAAUGGCACGAACAUGAAGUCCCUGAAUCUGGAGAUGCAAGAGCCCAUUGUGGCCGCUUCCCUGUCCCAGACUGGGGCGUCCAUUGGCAGUGCCCUGGCUGCCAUCAUGCUCCUACUUCUGGUGUUUUUGGUGGCUUGUUUUAUCACCAGGAAAUGCCAGAAACAGAGGAAGCAACAACCAUCAGAGGACAUUUCGGAGGAAUACCCUCUGAAUACCAAGGUGGAGGUGCCCAAGAGGAACCCGGACAGGGUGGAGAAGAACGUGAAUAGACAGUACUGCACCGUGCGGAACGUCAACCUGCUCAGUGAUGCACAGGGGGUGUACACGUUCAAGGGGGCUAAAGUGAAGAAACUGAAUCUAGAAGUCAGAGUCCACAACAACCUACAAGACGGAACGGAAGUUUAAUGGCGGGGACCCGUGUGUAUUUUUUCUAAAGUCAUUUUUAUAAAACAAGGGGAAAUACUGGUAUUUUUGUAAUCUUGCAGAUUAAAAAAAGGGAAGACUGUAGCUUUGAGUGGCACCUGGCACACAUCACAUGCAUCAACUCACAACUGAGCUACCUCAUGAAGCAAAGAACCACUGAGACCCCCUCUCCCCCCAGUGUUGGAGUAGUCACUUCGAUGGAUCCCUCCAAUAGCUUCAGCAGCUCCUUCCGUGUGGCUGAUCUUAGAAACAAGUAUUCUAGUUAUCAGGACAGAUGUGAGACAGGUUAGCCGGUGGUUUUCAGAGGACUGGGGCAUGGGCCAUGGCAGAUCCCUAGGAAACUAGGGUGUGUUGCAUAGUCUUUGGCCUCCCACCAACACCCCAACUUUCUUCUUCCUGGGCUUCCAGGCAGCAGAAGACAAGUCAGUGACACCCAGAUUCCAUCCAAAAUUGUGCUCAUCAGCACGAUGUAGAUAUCUGCUCACUUCCCCCUCGACGUAACACUGCCACGGCCUCUUUGCUCUUCCUGAGUCCAUUCCCCCUGGGAGUCUCCAUGUGCUUUAGAUGAGCAACUUCUCUGCACUUCACAGGAGAAACCCUGGGUCUUUUCUGUCAGACUCCAGCACAGAGGACUUCCCCUUACAAGGGGGGGGGGGUGCUGAAACCCUGGGCAAGGAAGGGCCUGGCCAGCUUCUCAACUCACAGGAGUGACGGCUUCACUCGAGGCCUGGCGUGAUGUCUCCAUUUCUCACUGGUGAACACUGCACUGAAACAUCCCUCCUGACAGAUACUGCAAACAGGAUCGGUACACCGUGGCCUUGGUAGUCAGCAUCACCACCCUUUCCUGUUGCACCCAGGCUUAGGCUUGUCCAUUACUAUACUGGGCCAAGUGCUCUGGAGCUGUUGGUAUUUAAUUUUGUUGUUUCAGGAUAGUAAGUGAUUCAGUUAAAUAUGGCACGUUAGGAGACAGCCGAGGUCAAGGUCAAGUCAAACAUACACACGUUCUCUUUGCUGUGUGUAUCAUAGCAAAUACCUCCCUGCUACUGUAUUUCAAGGAUUUCUCUUUGGGGGGAGGGUUCUUUUUUGGUAGCUCAGGCACUUUUUUUUUUUUUUUACCCCAUCAGCUCAUGACAAGGCCAUCAAUACAUGGCUUUCAAGUGAUUUGUGCUCUAAUAUCAGCUUAACGCUUGUGAGUAGCGUGUACACAGUUUGCUUUUGUGUUUUGCUUCUGCAUUAUUGACAAGAAUACAAGCAUGCAUGUCAUGUUUUGAAUCAGAGGCACAAUUCCAUUCCUUAGGAGGAAACCCAUGCUGUCUCCCAGAUGCAUGGCACACUAUGAUCACCCAGCAAAUAACGGCAUUCACCUUGCGUAACACUUGUAGUAGGAUGACUCAAGCUCUCUGAGAACAUUCCAAACAGAACACACCCUGGUACUAAAAGCCAGCAGGAAUAGCCAUGAAAGGGUGCAGGAAACCACUAGACUCCAGCUCCUUACGUAGGACCUGUGUGAGCCAUGCCUUUGUUCUUCAGCAGUGCCUUGCACAUUACAAGCACUCCAGAAAUAUUUGUUGAGUGAGUAAUAAAUGGUGUAAUGAGUGAGUGAAAGAAAAGCUUAGGGCGGGGAAGUGAGAGGACGGUAGCAAUGUCACGAGGGUGGGUAGAGGAAAACAAUUCUCUCUUCUACUUGAAUUGUGAAGUCUUCUAGUUGGAAGAAACACUCCUUUAUAUAGGCAUGAUGUGGCUGUGGCCUUAAGGAGACCUCAACAGGGAAGUUGUAUUAAUGUGUUAGCAAGAAGGGAGCCUGAAUCAGCAUCCAGAACAGGAGACUCACAGGGAAGUCUCAGCUUUCUGGGGUGAGAGAAGGUUUCAGGAGGGGAGGGGUGGAGGUGAGCCUGUGAACUCUUGUCUGGUCAGGAGCAGCAUGAGCAAUUUGGGGCAGAACUCCUGGAGCAUCCUUGUGGACGUUCAGGACCGGUGGCUCAUGGCUGGAGAGCUGAUCAGCCAGCACAGAAUCUUUUUCAGAAUGAACUGGAGGGUACAUGUUGAUGAACAAGGACACGGAGCCAACCACUGGUAGAGCAACUUUGCAUUGGGCUAGCCAGAACGCUUACACAGGAAAACACCACCUUUCCAUCUGCUUACAUAUCCUUCUUGCACACUCCUUCCAUGACUCCUAAAUAGGGCACACGCAUGGGAAGAAUGCACACAGGUCACAGAAUGAGGCUGCUAUGUGGAGGUAUAAGGACAGAGCCAUAGAGUGCUGCCAGCAGCCUCCAGUAUGAGUUCUGCAGUGACAAGGGCAACACCCUGUGAUGACCUGGCAAUGGUGAACUCUAAAAAGAAAGCCCACGGACUAUCACUGCCUCUCGUUCUUUCUACCCUUCACCCCACUGCAUAUGCUUUGUUGAAUGCCAGUACUGCUUUAGUGGACGCACGCUUGUUAAAUAGGAAGUGUUAAGAUACAUGGGGUUGAGAUUUACCCGUUGGGUAUAGAAUCAUUCAUUUAUGUGUCACACUUCAUCUUAGCGAUCGGAUAAUUGGGUGACUAAUAAGGAUGGUAUUUCAGUUUCUAUAACUUGCUCACUAAUGCUUUGUGUGUUACUAACCAUUGAUAUCAUGCAUUCAGGUAAGAAGGAACAAAACUCCCUCUGGGGUUGCUACCAGAUAUUGCAUGCUGGCUGUGCGGGUUGAAAGAAUGAAUGGUCAGCACCGUUUUUCUGCCUUGCUGCCCCUGUAUUAUACCCUAGGCUUCUGCUGGAGGCCUCCUGCAGAUUCUUUCUGUUGGAUGGGAAAUAGUGUUGGGAUGUGUUUGCACAAUCUUUGAUGUUCAGCCUCAGUCUCCUAUAGGUAUUUGUUAUUUUUUGGUACUACACACCUGCUCAGACUGAGUGAAACAUUUGUGGUGCUGUCAACCUGAUUUCUUGACCCUAAAUGAUUUUUGUAUUUCUAAUAUGAAUUUGUGUGUUAUGAAUUUCUGAUAUCUCCAAUAGCAUAUACCAUUAUAUGAAUUUGUAUUAAUAAAUAACAUUCUGGUUA
This is a messenger RNA of Oryctolagus cuniculus (rabbit), 15160 nucleotides long. It is a transcript of the gene FRAS1, whose product is annotated as Fraser extracellular matrix complex subunit 1. Gene Ontology annotation, biological process: cell communication; anatomical structure morphogenesis. The record is from RefSeq and is a predicted model, not a curated record. NCBI's taxonomy places the organism in Eukaryota, Metazoa, Chordata, Mammalia, Lagomorpha, Leporidae. Gene Ontology annotation, cellular component: membrane. Gene Ontology annotation, molecular function: protein binding.